AUAAUGUUAGAAGAGGAAUAGAAGAAGCAGGUCCACAUUUACAUCUCACCGCUAGUUCCCAAUCUACCUCGAGAAACGUUCUUUGAGAGCAGUGGUUACUGGUUAGUUGUUCUCAUCGCGCAGUAAUCUUUCUCUUGCUAUAUGUCAAAAAUUAAUCACUUUUUCUGUGUAAGAAAACCAUUUUGGUCGGUACUAUCACUUUCUUUUUCAUGUUUCGUUUUAUUUUCUAUGCUACUAAUACUAAUCAAUUGCAUUCCAAUAUCGCUUCAUUCAAACAUAUGUAGUCACAUAAUUUGAAGUUUGGAUUCAUAUUUUACUAAGUUUCUUCCCCAGCUAAAAUUUUCCUCUAUUUAAAAUCGAGUAACUUGGAAUAAACCAAUGUCUUAAAAUUUCAGUCUUUGUCUUUGAGUAUAUUAGAUUAUCAUGUAAAGGAAAUUUUAAUAAUUUGACGUUUGAUAAAAAAUUAAAUAAAAUUUGAUUAAGAUUGGUUCCAAUUGAAACUUGUAUUUAGGUUAUUAGUGGCAGACCUUCCUGUGAAUAUAUGAUGGCUUACUGACUAUAGACAUUCUAAUUUAUUUAUUUAUUAUUGAUAGAUAGAAACACACAUAUAAUAUUUAAAUAUAAUAGAUAUUAUUUGGUUCGUCCAAUCUAAUUUGCCGCUGAUCGAAACACAUCUCAUUAACAAUAAUUUUGAUUGAAGCAGUACAUAUUCUAACAACAAAAGUUAGUUAUUUAAAUUGUGAGUAUGAAGCAUUUUUAAUUUGUAUUUGAAUAUAUAAAUCUUAUCUCAUAUCUGAUCCUUUUGCGGCACUUUCCAUUGGUGACGAAGGCAACCUAGAAGCUAGUUUUAUUUUUCCCCGUUGUUAAUCUGACAAAUGUCAUGUGACUGUGGGGUCUACUUUUGCAUUUUAAAAACACAAAGUAGUAAAAUUUGAAGCCAAAGCAAAGAGUUUUCAGUCAAAAGGAAAUGCACAUACACAUAUAAACUUUGAAACCUGGUUCAUGCACCAGCAUUCAUCAACCAAUCUUUCUACCCCAUCUCAUUUGUGGUCCCUCUUUCAUUCUCAACCGUUGAUCUCAAAUUCUUCAACCUUUCACCUUUCAUCAAUCGUUCAAUAUAAAUCCUUCUUACACGUAACCCCACACAUCAUGGGCGGUUUUCAUCCAUCGGUCAUCAUAAUUCAUCAAAUUUCUAAAAUCAAUCAUUUAUGACCUUCAUACAUUUUCUUUACUACUUCAAUAUUGCUCACAAGUAUUAACAUGGUGUAGUAUAAACCUAAUAUAUUUGGAUAUACUUAAAUAUAUAUAUUUUAGAUUUUAACUAUGGAACUUAUGAAAAACAAAUUAUAUUCAUAUAUUUGUUUUAAAUUUAUUUUUGUAAAUUCCCUAUGAUAGUUUAUAAAAGACAACAUGUAGUUUAUAUAAAAAUAGUUGAUUUUUUUAUAAUUAAAAUCAGAUAUAUAAUAAAUAUUUGACUAAGUUGCUUAUGCAAACAAAGUCAAUGUAUACUCAAAGAUAUCUUAAACAAAUUUAAGGUAUUUUGUAGCAUUAAUAUCUCUUACACUUGUUUUAUAGAGGAUAAUUUAAUUUGAGUUGAAUAGAGAUAUAAUAUAGGUAUAAAUUAUAUAUAGUUGUAUAGUACUUUCAUAUAAAAAUCAAUAUUUUGGUCUAUCAGCUAAUCAAUGAUAUGAAAUGAGAAAAUACAAUGUGUAAAACAGUUUACACUAAAAGGUAAAAUAUGGUCCUUAAAUUGAUAAAAUUAAGCAAUAUAUAUAAAAUAUUAAUAUAUAUUAGUCACAAGUUGCUAUAAAAAGGCCUUCCACUUACAGAGAGAGAGCCUGCUAUAGAUAUUGUUGUUGGUCGGUUAUCAUAAUCAUCAUCUAUCUUUCUAUCCUCUGCACUCUUAUUCCACCAUUUUUAUUUAUUUUAUUUAUUUAUAUAUUCUUUCAAUCUCUUUAUCUUUCUGAUCACAAACCCUACUUUCACACCCUCCCAUACUCUCCACUGCACCUCCCAUUCUCACUACUCCAAUAUUCAUGGAUGUUGAAAUACUUAAAUCUUCAGUUGGUAGCAUGGACAUGAUAUCAAUGAUGAUGCAAAUGGAAAAGUUUCCUAAUUCACAAUUCAACACUGAACAACCUUUUUAUAACACUGUUCCAUUAUUUAACCAAAAUAUUGCAUUAUCAUCAUCUCCACCACCAUCUUUCAACAUUGAUCCUCUUCUUAUACAUUCCAAUCUCAAUUUCAACACUAUCCAACAACAACCACUAGAACAAACUUCAUUAUCAUUUCCUUAUUCUUCUGAUAAUAAUAAAAAUAGUAAUAACAAGAAGAAUUCAAUGGCUACAAUGAGGGAAAUGAUAUUUAGAAUGGCGGUUAUGCAACCGAUUCAUAUCGAUCCGGAAUCAAUCAGGCCACCGAAGAGAAGGAACGUGAAGAUAUCGAAGGAUCCGCAGAGCGUAGCGGCGAGACAUAGAAGAGAAAGGAUAAGUGAAAGGAUAAGGAUAUUGCAAAGAUUAGUACCUGGUGGAACAAAAAUGGACACUGCUUCUAUGUUGGAUGAAGCUAUACAUUAUGUGAAGUUUUUGAAGAAACAAGUACAAACGUUGGAACAAGUUGGGGCUAAUAGAUCAAACAUGAAUGGAGGGAGUAGUUUAAUGAAUAAUUUUAAUGUUAAUUAUUCUGGUUUUAUGAUGAAGGGUUGUCAACCUUUUCAAAUGGUGGGUUCUGCUUCUAAACAAUUGCUUAGCUAGCUACUUAAUUUAUAAGAUGUUUGAAAAUAAUAUAUAUGUGUAAGAAAUGAAAUUAAUUUGCUUAAUUAUUGUUUAUGUUGUAGUGUUAUAAUUGUGCACGGUUUGGUGGAACAUGUUAUAAUAUUAACUAAUGUUUCUCCAUGUUUGACAUUGUAAUUUUUGAUCAAUAUUGAUUACUUUCUUUUAUAUGUUCCC
Molecule: messenger RNA, 2948 nt
Organism: Cicer arietinum (chickpea)
Lineage: Eukaryota; Viridiplantae; Streptophyta; Magnoliopsida; Fabales; Fabaceae
Product: transcription factor HEC2
Biological process (GO): regulation of DNA-templated transcription
Molecular function (GO): protein dimerization activity; DNA-binding transcription factor activity
Source: RefSeq, a predicted model, not a curated record